CAAGGAUGUCUAACCUGCAAGUCCUUUUCACUCUAGUAUAAGCCUUAUACAAGUGUAGUCAAAGUUUAAGCCUUAUAUCCCAUUACCUCAUGGUAGACAAAGAGAAGAUGGUGUUUGCUACUCCUCCAUGACAUACUGCCAUUGAAUUCAAGUCAGGUAUGCUGCUGUUCUCUCUCCUAGUUCUCUUCAUCUCGAGCUCAGUUCUGUCGGCUGCCCAGGAACUCUGCAGUGAUUAUAAUGGCGCCAUGUACAUGCCAAAUAGCACCUACAGAUCCAAUCUUAUCUCCCUCGCUGCAACACUGAUUGCUACUGCCACAGAGUUACACUCAGCUACUGGCAUGGCUGGCACAGGCCCUGAUAAAAUCUAUGGUGCAGUGUUUUGCCGAGGCGAUUCUGAUGGCUCCAACUGUCGCAAGGGCCUAACUGAGGCCCUUGAUGCAGCCAUCAACAGCAAAAAUGGCAACUAUUACUUUCCCCAGAACAAGAAUGUUGCCUACUACUACGAUCAAGACCAGGCACAGAUACGCUUCUCCAACCAUAAUUUCAUCUCCAACUUCAGCAAAGAGCCGGUGUGCACAGUGAAUACUAACCUGAAUGCUGUGAUAGCUUCUGUGGCUAAGCAAUAUGAGUUUGAGGAUCUUGUCACCAAGGUGCUUCGUGCACUUGCUGAUGCCGCAGUAAGUCGAGCAGAGAGGUAUGCAGUAGGCAGACAGAGAUUUGAGGAGACAGGACAGACAGUGUAUGGGCUGGUGCAGUGCAUGAGGAGCAUGCCAUCAGAGCAAUGCAUGGACUGCCUGAAUGGUAUCAUCUCAGACAGGAAGAGUAAGAUUAGCACUGCCCAGAUGGGAGCGGCCAUUCUUGGGGUGUGGUGCACACUGCGGUAUGAGAUGGAUACACAGUUCUUCAGUGACACCAAGAUGCUGCUUCUAGAUGUGCUCAAAAGUGAACAUAAAGGCAAGAAAGCAUUUUUUCGACGCGAGAACACAGCCUUGGUCAGUAUUGGAGGGUUCAUACUUGUAGUAUCACUUUCUUGUUUGCUUUUUCAUGUAUGGAUCAAAACACAACAACAGAGAGAACAAGCAUUAUCUAAAUUACAACGGCUGUCCUCGGUGAUAAAAACUGUAAUAUAUCUAUGGAGGACAGAAGGAACCAAUUCGGACUUUUUCCUGUAUGAUUUCUCCCAGAUAAAAGAAGCUACAAAUAAUUUCUCAAUUGAUAACAAACUGGGGCAAGGUGGCUUUGGUCCUGUCUAUAAGGGGCAAUUGAGCGGAGGACUUAAAAUAGCAGUCAAGAGACUAGAAAUUUGUUCUUUACAAGGUUUACUAGAGUUCCAAAAUGAAACUCAACUUAUAGCAAAGCUUCAACACAAAAAUCUCAUCAAACUGCUGGGAUGUUGCACUCAAGGAGAUCAAGAAAAGAUUCUUGUAUAUGAAUAUAUGGAAAACAAAAGCCUAGACUUCUUCAUCUUUAAUAAUGUAAAAGGAGCACAGCUAAGCUGGUCAAAACGUCUGCAUAUAAUUGAUGGGAUAGGGCAAGGGCUUCUUUAUCUUCACAACUUUUCAAGGUUAUGUGUUGUUCAUCGGGAUUUGAAAGCCAGUAACAUUCUCUUGGAUAGUACAAUGAAUCCAAAAAUAUCUGAUUUUGGGAUGGCCAAACUAUUAUACUCAAAUAUGGCAGAGUCAAAUACCACCAGAAUAGUGGGUACACAUGGCUACAUACCUCCCGAGUAUGCUUUUGAGGGGGUUUGCUCGACCAAGUCGGAUGUGUUUAGCUUUGGUGUGUUGAUUUUGGAAAUAGUAAGUGGAAAGAGGACAGCCCACAUCUAUCAACACAAUGGGAAACUAUACAAUCUCAUCUCAUUUGCUUGGCAACUUUGGAGAGAUGGAAAAUGGGGUGAUCUGGUUUAUUGUCCUCCAGGGAACAAACAUCAAGAGAUAGAAAGGUGUAUCCAUGUUGCCCUUUUAUGUGUUCAAGAAAGUGCAGAAUGUCGACCUUCUAUGGAGCAGGUUGUCAUGAUGCUAAACACACAGAAUGUGAGCAUACCCGUGCCUAUGCAACCAGCUUACUUCAAUGUAAAUCCUAGCGAGGAAGAAGUUUCAUCAUGCAACAUUACUGUAAGUAUCACAUUAGAAAGGUAGAACCACAUAGUCAUCAGUUCUUCUUUGCUAAAAGGAAAUUGUCAAUGCUCAGAAAGAUACGAUUAACACUAAUUAAAUUUAUCUACAUCCACAAGAAAAUAAUUACAUUUAAUAUAGUGAUCUGAGAUUGCUUAAUGUUUCUGUAUGUCCCUUUUUAUUCCAAAACACAUUUUACUUUUUUUUCGCAUCAGCGUUUGAACAAUAUGUUGUGCCAAAUUUCUUUGUAUUGAAU
Molecule: messenger RNA, 2370 nt
Organism: Oryza brachyantha (malo sina)
Lineage: Eukaryota; Viridiplantae; Streptophyta; Magnoliopsida; Poales; Poaceae
Product: cysteine-rich receptor-like protein kinase 19
Exons: 7
Coding region: 159-2138 (659 amino acids)
Biological process (GO): protein phosphorylation
Molecular function (GO): ATP binding; protein kinase activity
Source: RefSeq, a predicted model, not a curated record